AUGAAAACUGUUUUGCAAUGGGCAGAGCAUUUGUUGGCGGCUCUUGAUCACCUCAUCGAAAAAGGGAUCAUUCAUCGGGAUUUGAAACCAGAUAAUGUUUUUGUGACAAAGGACUUUGUACUAAAGGUCGGCGAUUUUGGGAGUGCUCGGGAAGCUAGUCGAACAGACACAUUCUCAAACGCUGGCUCUCCUUUAUAUAUGAGUCCUGAGGCUGCCGGCAUUUUUCAGGCUAUGAAGGUCACUCAUAAAAGCGACUUGUAUGCGGUGGGACUAAUUCUUUGGGAAAUUAUUGAGCGGAGGCGUGUUUUUUCGAACCUUUCAGCUGCCGAAUCUCGGGAGGACACUGCUGAGAUUUCAGCCCCGAAUUGUCAGCACCCAAUCCGUGAAAUUAUUAUAAAUUGCGCUCAACGUGAUUAUGAAAAACGACCGAAUCCUCAAGAUGUAUAUCGCGAGAUUCAGCGGCACAAUCGGAUGUACACUCGUGACAAUGCUUACCCUGUUGACGACAUUGAACAAAGAACGCUCUUACAUCCAAUUGGAUUUGAUGGAACGGAAAAUAGAAUCCCACUCUUUGAAGAAUUCAAUCUAACACCAUGGGAUCUGCCAUCAACGGAUCGCUCUUAUAUCGCUCUUGAUUUACCGGAGAACGAUCUCGAGAAAACCGGUACUCUAUGUAUCGAUUUGGAAUGUGGAGGUGUGUACACCGAAUCGCUGAAUCCAGGCGAUAUAUUGCCUGAGAAAUUGGCCCGAAUCACGGCCGAGCAUCUACUGUGCUUGAUGAAAGCCUUGCAUGCACUAAUUUCAAGCAAAACAAAAAAGAAUAAGACUUCACUUGAUAACGAAGCGAUUUUUCGAGCAGAGUUUGCUUCUCUGGCGACAGAU
Messenger RNA from Mesorhabditis belari, 882 nucleotides. Lineage: Eukaryota; Metazoa; Nematoda; Chromadorea; Rhabditida; Rhabditidae. The record is from the annotation of a GenBank genome assembly.